Brassica oleracea var. oleracea is the source of this 895-nucleotide messenger RNA. Its product is annotated as nudix hydrolase 16, mitochondrial-like. The transcript has 5 exons. The record is from RefSeq and is a predicted model, not a curated record. Gene Ontology annotation, molecular function: pyrophosphatase activity. Lineage: Eukaryota; Viridiplantae; Streptophyta; Magnoliopsida; Brassicales; Brassicaceae. Gene Ontology annotation, cellular component: cytoplasm; nucleus. Bases 113 to 709 code for a protein of 198 amino acids.
AAUUACAAAUCUGAGUUCUGUAUGCAGUAGGGAACCCUAGAUCUAACCCUAGCCGUCAGAUUAGAUCAAUGGGGAGAUGUCUUCUGGACCGUUGGAAUCUUAGGAAGCAGCAAUGGUGGAGGUAGAAGAGUCGCAUUCGUGGGCUGUAUAUUUUGUUAUCUCGGUGGUGGUGGUGGUAAUGUGUGAUUUGGUCGCGCGUACGGGUCGGCUCCAGCAACGGUACAAGGAUGGCUCGCGUCUCGUAGCUGGGUGUAUUCCUUUUAGGUAUAUAAACUCUGACGAAAAUGAUAGUUCCGGAUCUGGGAAAGUAGUUCAAGUGUUGAUGAUCAGCUCAUCUAGUGGACCGGGACUUUUGUUUCCCAAGGGAGGAUGGGAGAAUGAUGAAACAGUCAAAGAAGCUGCAGUACGGGAAGCUGUGGAAGAAGCAGGAGUCCGUGGGAUUCUUAUGGACUUUUUGGGAGAUUAUGAGUUCAAAAGCAAAACGCACCAAGACGAGUGUAGCCCAGAAGGUUUAUGUAAAGCUGCAAUGUACGCCUUGUAUGUGAAGGAAGAGCUGGAGACUUGGCCGGAACAGAAGACGAGAACGAGGACAUGGCUGACCAUUGGAGAGGCUGUAGAGAAUUGCAGGCACGCUUGGAUGAAGGAUGCCUUGGUUGAUGGGUUCUGUAAAUGGCAUAAGGAGAAGAUGUGCAAAGGAGAUGAAGAUUGAAGUUUAUGUGUGCAUAAAAACUCUGAACUUGGAGAAUCUUGCGACUGCGAAACAUAGGAGUUUCAAUUGUUUUCUCUUUCACAGUUGUCUUCAUUAUUUUCAAUAAUUCUGAAAAGAAAGACAGCUCAUAACAAUCGUGUUUAGCCUAAUUCAUAAUUAAGAUGUUCUAAUAUGACUAUUAUCUGC